Molecule: messenger RNA, 1770 nt
Organism: Camelina sativa (false flax)
Lineage: Eukaryota; Viridiplantae; Streptophyta; Magnoliopsida; Brassicales; Brassicaceae
Source: RefSeq, a predicted model, not a curated record
AUGGAGGUGCGACGUAAGAUCUCGCCCUACGAUUUGAGUGCUGCUGACAAUCCCAGAGCUGUGAGAUCACUUCCGUUGCUGAAAGGAACAAAUUAUGACGAAUGGGCUUGUAGAAUAAAAACAGCUCUUUGUUCCCGCAAGAAGUUUGGCUUCUUGGAUGGAUCCAUUGCUCGUCCAGCAGAAGGAUCUCCUGAUCUUGAAGAUUGGUGGACUAUCCAAGCCUUGUUGGUUUCUUGGAUCCGCAUGACGGUGGAGCCAUCACUUCGUUCCAACAUCUCUCAUUGUGAUGUUGCGAAGGACUUGUGGGAUCAUCUGAAGAAAUGCUUUUCUGUCACUAACGGUCCCCGUAUCCAACAACUCAAGGUGGAACUCGCAUGUUGCAAACAGAGGGGUCUCGCUAUUGAAGCGUACUAUGGGAAACUAAACCGCAUAUGGGACAGCAUGGCUACUCACCGACCUUUGCGUGUUUGUCAAUGCGGAAAGUGUGAGUGCGACUUGAUCUCUCUUCAAGAAAUAGAUCGGGAGGAAGAUAAGGUGCAUGAUUUCUUAUCUGGUCUUGAUGAUUCCUUCAAUACGGUGAGGUCGAGUUUGGUUUCACGAACUCCGAUUCAACCAAUGGAGGAAGUGUAUAACAUUGUCCGCCAGGAAGAAGACAUGCGCACUAAUGUUACAAAGAAUGAGGCGGCUCCUGAAAUCUUUGCAUUUGCUGUCCAACAACGACCUCGAAUGCAAUCCUCGGUUCGUCCUGAACAAGCUCUAUGCAAACACUGCAAUCGUGGAGGUCAUUCUUCCGAUAGCUGCUUUGCCGUGGUUGGUUAUCGAGAGUGGUGGGGUGACCGACCUCGCAGGAGAACGAUGCAAGGGAAGAGUCGUGGUAGUGGUCUCCCUUCUUCUGGUCGUGGUCGUCCCAUGAGUUAUGCGAAUGUUGUCCAUGUUCCACCGGUUUCAUCUCAAGAACAUGCCAACUAUGUGAUCACGGAGAAGGAUCGUGAUGGGGUUAGCGAGCUGAGCGACGUUCAAUGGAACAACCUUGUCAAGUUGCUGAAUGGUCGAUCCCAUAGUGGUGCUGGUCCUAGCAACGAGAAACAGUCUAGUAAGUCAUCCUUUCCUUCUUGGAUAUUAGACACUGGUGCUUCUCACCAUUUGACAAACAACUAUGACAUUCUUACGAAUGUGAGACCUAUGUCACCGGUGUUAGUUGUGUUAGCCGAUGGACGCGAACGGGUAUCUUGUCAAGAAGGCACUGUUGUGUUGGGAUCCAAUCUGAUUUUGAAGCCAGUUUUUUAUGUAGCAGAGUUGCAAUAUGAUCUUAUUUCUCUAGGGCAGUUGAUGGAUGAGAAUACUUGUAUUGUACAAAUGGCUGACCAGUUCCUUGUCAUUCAGGACCACGGUUCGAGGAUGAUGAUUGGUGCGGGUAAGCGAGACGGUGGAACCUUCCGCUUCUGCAGAACCGAAUCCGUCGCACUUUUCACUACACAAGAAGCAAAGGCUUACACGUUGUGGCAUCAAAGGAUGGGUCACCCAUCUGCAAGAGUAGUUGGUUCACUUCCGCAAGUUUCUGUUUCUGUUGAUUCUGAUAUUUACAAUAAGGCGUGUGAUGGUCCUUAUUGCACUCCCUCUUCCUCCGGUGCUCGUUACUUCCUUACCAUCGUUGAUGAUUACUCUCGUAGUGUAUGGAUAUAUCUACAACAUAACAAAACUGAAACUGCUGCAAAUCUGAAAGGUUUGAUUGCCAUGGCUACAACACAAUUUCAAAAACAAGUAAAGUGA